Molecule: messenger RNA, 1303 nt
Organism: Drosophila guanche
Lineage: Eukaryota; Metazoa; Arthropoda; Insecta; Diptera; Drosophilidae
Product: RNA-binding protein with serine-rich domain 1
Exons: 2
Coding region: 21-1112 (363 amino acids)
Source: RefSeq, a predicted model, not a curated record
UGUCAGGCGUCAUCGAUACUAUGAAGAGCUCGAUAGUCGCGAGUCGCGAUUGUUACUCGGAAAAAAGAAGAAGAAUGGGGGAUGGGGACGAUUUAACUAGUCAGGCUAUUGCCGAGCUCAUUCGAGAAAUAGGGGGUGGAGAUCCCAGGUCAUCCAGUGGAGUGCAAGAGCGAAAGGUGAAUCCUCUGGGCAAGCCAAACAAACGAUUUCUGGGGCGAACCAUUAAGACUGCGCUGCGCCAUAACCAGCGGGAAAGUGAGCGAACUCAGGCCGAAUGCCAGCGAAAGUUAAAGGACUUGGAUGAAAGGCACGAGAAAAGGAAAUCCAAUUACUAUUACAACCGAGAUGCGGGCAGACAUCGGAACAGAAGCAGCAGCUCAAGCCGGAUCCGAAACCGAAGUCCGUCCAGGAAGGUGAAAAAGCGACGCAGCAGUAGCAGAAGGAGUGGCAGCAGCAGCAGCAACAGAAGAAGUCGCAGUUACAGUCGAAGUCGUCACCAUUCGCACAAGAAGAGAAAACAUGAAAGUAAACAUAAACGGCGCAAAAAAACCAAGUUCAGGCGAAGGAGCCGUAGUAGCAGCAGCAGUAGCAGCCCAGAAGAGCUACCAGUACCCACCGUGACAGGAAUAUCAUCAUCAGAAUUAUUUUUUCACCAAUCCAAGCAAAUGGCACUAGCCGUGGCCAUGGCAUACAGCCACGGAGCCAACGGAGCCCCACAGAAUGGAAGAAAUCCCAACGAUCGAGCGUCUUCUUCUCUCAGUGAUUUAGAUAUAGCCAGGGAGCUAAUGUCUGACGAUGAGCAUGGAAAUCCAGACUCCCCACUGAUUGAAUCCCUGUCCAUAUCAUCACGCUAUAAUAGACGAGAGCUGCUAACCAUCAAUGUUAGUUCGAGUUCUGCAGAGAGUAGGGGUACAGAAUCGGAUCCAGGAGAUGUCGCUGGCAACUUCAUAGUCCUGGAUGAUAGUACAACCGAAUUGGAGUCCGGCCACAACAGUGAUAUAGAAAUAAUCAAAGAAUGCCGACUAGAGCAAACAAACGAGGAACCUGAACAAAGGCAGCAUCAAGCAGCUGCAUGUUCUGCCAUCGACUCCGUGGACCUGACUGAAGAUUAGCUUGUUAAUAACUAAGUUUAAUGUUUUACCGAAAGAGGUGACUAUUGUGGGAAAAGAGAUUACUUCCACAACAGUCAAGACUAUUUACUCUAUGGAUUCUAAACAGACAAUAUAUGUGUGUAUGUAGAAACAGAGGGUUGCUUUGAGGAAAAAUAUUUAUUUUCGCAUUAUUUAAGGAAAAAUUGUUUAAA